AUGGACGGUGGUGAACAGGAGAAACUGUGUAAAUGCUUGGUGUGUGGAAAGAGCUUCAGUGACAGUUCAGGCCUAAAAUCACAUGAAAGAAUUCACACAGGACAGGAAUCAUACAAAUGCUUAGAAUGUGGAAAGGGUUUCAAUCGCCACUCAACCCUUAAAUCGCAUCAACGAAUUCACACAGGGGAGAAACAGUAUACCUGUUUUGACUGUGGAAAGACCUUCCGUCAGCUCUCAAGCCUUACAUCUCAUCAAAGAAUCCACGCAGGGGAGAAGCCAUAUAAAUGUUGGGAGUGCGGAAUGAGCUUUGCUCAGAAUAGUAACCUUACAUCUCAUCGAAGAAUCCACACAGGGGAGAAGCCAUAUAAAUGUUUGCAGUGCAGAAGGAGCUUUGCUCACCAUGGUAGCUUUGCUUCACAUAAUAGAGCCCACACAGGGGAGAAACCAUAUAAAUGCUUGGAAUGUGGAAAGAGCUUCAACCAGAAUUCACACCUUAGUUCACAUAAGAAAACUCACACUGGUGAGAAGCCAUAUGAAUGCUUUGAGUGUGGGGAGAGCUUCACUUAUAAAUCAAGCCUUACAGCACAUCUAAGAAUUCACACAGGGGAGAAACCGUAUACCUGUUUUGACUGUGGAAAGACCUUCCGUCACCGCUCAAGCCUUACAUCUCAUCGAAGAAUCCACACAGGGGAGAAGCCAUAUAAAUGUUGGGAGUGCGAAAUGAGCUUUGCUCACAAUUCUAGCCUUAGAAAACAUAAGAGAAUCCACACAGGGGAGAAGCCAUAUCAAUGUUUGCAGUGCAGAAGGAGCUUUUCUCAAAGAUCAAGCCUUACUGUGCACAAGCGAAUCCAUACAGGGAAAAAACCAUAUAAAUGUGUGACAUGUGGAAAGAGCUUUAGUAACCACACACACCUUGUUAGACAUUGCAGAAUCCAUACAGGGGACAAACCGUAUGCAUGUUUUGAGUGUGGAAAGAGCUUCAUUUGCAGCACAAGCCUUAAUUCACAUCAAAUAAUUCACACGGGACAAACCAUAUAA
Molecule: messenger RNA, 1038 nt
Organism: Zootoca vivipara (common lizard)
Lineage: Eukaryota; Metazoa; Chordata; Lepidosauria; Squamata; Lacertidae
Source: RefSeq, a predicted model, not a curated record